GGGGGGGAGGCUUGGGGAGGCUGUACAGUCAGUCAGUCAACACACUCCUCCUCCUUCUCGUAUCGCGAGGCGGGAGCCGAUGCCCCACGCCCAUGUCUUAAACACAGUCGGGGAGCUGGGACGUGUAACGAGCGAGGGCUGGGUCUUGUUUUGAGUCGCCUGGUCGUAUAACAUACGCCCCCCUUCUAUUUUCCAUUUCUACUCUUCUCGUCCGUCCGUCAAGCAGUUGCCGCUUCUCGCGCUCUUCACCACCAUCCCCCCGCUGCCGAAGCCCCGGCCUGCUUUCGCAAACGAGCAACGUGGGAGCAUAGGUGACCGCGACCAGACUAUAGCAACGCCAGCAAGCAGGCAAGCCGACCGCCGCCCAUCAUGAUGGACCACGCAAGCAAGCUGGCAGAUCUCACCCUCCCCAUCUCCAAGUUCUACCAACCCGUCGCCAACUACUCCUACCCUCGCAACGAGCAUGCCGCGGGAGGAGGUCGCUGCAGCGCCAGCAGCAGGCCUUCGACAGCCAGGUCGGAGAGGACGUCACUCGGGUCCGAGGGCUCGGCGCCUGGUCUCAUCGAUGACCGUACCGACUCUGAGGUGUCCCUGGACGACGACUACCAGUGGCAUGCCAACAUGUCGGAGCCGUGGGAGAACUUUUGGCCUCGAGAUACCACCACCACCAUGACGACCACGACGACGAUGACGACGGUAAUGAAGAAGAAGCCCCUGGAGGAGCCCACGAUCCACCCCAAGAAGCAGUAUCCCGCCUUGGUACCGCCGCCCCGCGACCCUCGGAGACGUCAGCCGUCUCCGAGCAGAGGCUGCCCGGCAUGGCCGCUCCCCGAGGGCUCGUCUCGAGAGCGAAGCAGGAAGCCUGCGGCCACUUACACGGCCUCCCCGAAGCAGAGGGCGCCCAUCACCUACAGCGCAUUUCCGAAGCCACCACCAAAGAGUCCUUCCACUACGCCGUGUGUGAGUCGUCAGGCAGGGCCCAUCUUGAAGCCGGCCUCGCGGCCUGCUCUGCGGCCGGUCCGCCCCCCGCGUCCGGACGAUGAGCUCCUCAUCGACUGCGUCCAGCCUCCUGCCUCGGCCCCGGCCAUCAUCACUUCAUGCCCUCCCACGGGCCGCAACUCGCCGCGACAAGACUCUCCCAUGUCACCCACCAUGGACUGGUCACCCGUCGUGCAACGGCAGACCAGGUCACUCGACGAGGGCAACAACCGACCCCUGACGGCAAAUGCAUGCGUCUACUCCCCCGACGCCUUCCCCACACGCCCACCGCUCUCUCCCUGCCGUCAAGCCCCCAACAAAGCACGCACGCCACGACAAUUCAAGUCCAUGGCGCAACUCGUUGCGAAGCCCCUUCCCCCGCUCCCGGUGGCGUCGACACGGCCGCCGCUGGUCGAGCCUCACUCCGUCUUCGAAGACGACUCGUCCGACGACGACUGCGAGAGGGAGAACCGCAGGUCCCUCUUCCGCUUCCACAAGCGCUCCGACAGCGACCAGCGCCAGACGUCCAAGGCCCCAUCAGCGUCGCUGGUCGCGCCGGGCAGGCGCCGGGCGCGUGCCCUCACAGCCCCGUCGUCGCCCACGCGGCACCAGCCCGGCCGCUCGUGCAAGCAGGAAACGCCCAGCUGGAAGAGGCAGGGCCCAGAGGUCUUUGGCCGCAUGCUCGGACGGAGGAGCAGAUAGUUUUUUUUUUUGUUCUACCGACAAUGACGCCCAUGA
Molecule: messenger RNA, 1716 nt
Organism: Purpureocillium takamizusanense
Lineage: Eukaryota; Fungi; Ascomycota; Sordariomycetes; Hypocreales; Ophiocordycipitaceae
Exons: 1
Coding region: 370-1680 (436 amino acids)
Source: RefSeq, a predicted model, not a curated record